This is a messenger RNA of Penicillium diatomitis, 1920 nucleotides long. Its product is annotated as fungal specific transcription factor domain-containing protein. Gene Ontology annotation, cellular component: nucleus. The record is from RefSeq and is a predicted model, not a curated record. NCBI's taxonomy places the organism in Eukaryota, Fungi, Ascomycota, Eurotiomycetes, Eurotiales, Aspergillaceae. Gene Ontology annotation, molecular function: transcription cis-regulatory region binding; DNA-binding transcription factor activity, RNA polymerase II-specific. Gene Ontology annotation, biological process: regulation of DNA-templated transcription. Bases 1 to 1920 code for a protein of 639 amino acids. The transcript is spliced from 7 exons.
AUGCAACGAAUCAAGUACCAUGUUUUCGAUGUCGCUCGGCAGGUCGCGACUGUAUCCUUGACCCCGUUGAGGAUGGCAGACGACGCAGUGAGCGACGCAGAAGAACAACAACCCCUGCGCGUUGUGACGUCCCCUCUUGAUCCACGUAGUGGACUUCAGACUCCUGUUGCAAGGGAGCAGGAUUACUCGUCGAUACCUGGACGAGAUGACUCUUUCGACGCUUCGAUUGAUUCGUUACCUGACAGUUCCGCGUUCAGAGAUAUGCACAGAUCUCAGACGGCUGAGCGCCAUGGGCCUGACUCGCAGCACUUGAGUCCCAAUGAUAUGAUCGCACCGGUCUCUGCGGUUCAUUCCAUGUCUGUGAAUCUUCUUGAUAGUAACCAUAUCUUCAUAGACAAGUCGGUCAAAGGCGAUGGGCGAGGCGACAUCAUUGCCCGAGGUAUCGUAAGUGAAGAGAAUGCACGAGUGAUGUAUGAGAGAUUCGUUGGAGGUAGUAAGAAUUACUUGCCACUCUUUGACCCCAUCCGUGAUACCUUCGACUCCAUCAGAUCACGUUCAUUGUUCUGCUUUACGGUCAUCAUUUACCUCGCAAGCCGAGCCGUGAUGGACCUUCGCGGGGAUACGCACAUGCAGCGUGUUCUUCAGGACGAAUCGCAACGACUGGCUGAAGACAGCUUUUUCGAACGACCCACCAAACUCGAGACUGUGCAAGCCAUGAUUCUUCUUGCUGCGUAUUCCGAAAAGACGUGGUUCUCCACCGCUCUGAUUCUACGGACUGCCCUGGAUUCGGGCCUUGAAAAGUCUUUGGAUACGCUUCUCAGUCAAGACGUACUUCCUCGUAGCUCCCUGACCGCAACCAUGGCAGAGCGGCAACUGAUCUGGGAGACAAGAACUUGGCUCAUUAGUUUCACUUUGGAACUAGACGUGGCGUCUGGGACGGGCCGCAAAUCACGCAUUGCUGAAGUUGAUGUUGCGAAGCUCCGGGGGCUGCUCGACCAUCCGUUAGCUCUGCCGUGCGACAUGCGAACUAUUUGCAUCAUCGAACUUCAUCAGCUCCGUGAGAAUUGGUGGACCACGUGGGAUGAGAUUCAUAGCAACAACGGGUUUCAUGCCGGUGCUUUCCAAAGGAGCAGCUUGAAGCUGAUGUUGUUGUAUGCAAGGAUCUUUGUCUUUUGCGCAUCCCUCGCACGGAUUCAAAAGUUGCAGCCAGGCACAUCAAGCUUUGAGUCCAAGGAAAUUGACCAAAAUGUGAUGAGCCUGUGGCAAUCACUUGUCACGACCAUCAUGGCCCAGAUGGCAUUUUUGAUUGGCGAACCAGCUUACCGCUGUCAGCUCCCAUGGGCCCCAACAUACCCGGCUUUGACCAUUGCCUUUGUCACGACGUUCGCACUUCGUAUCGCUCGUUGGCGGCCCGAUCUUAUUGACCAGAAUGUUCUUCUUGAGAGAGCAGAAAGGAUAUGCGACUUUCUGAAACAGCCUCCGUAUCCCGACAUCCACCGCACCGUGUCGAUAUUCGUAAAUUAUGCACGAGCUCUGAUCGCUAGCCAACGGUCCCACAGCAGUGAUCGGCAAAGCAAUCACAGCACAGAGUUGCAUGCCCCCUCUGGCUCCGACCAUGAUGCAGUCUCUUCGUACCGAGAUGCAGAGAACCCCACACAUGUUGAUCCACCCACAGGCUCACCCGAGGAUUCACAACAGAGAGUCAAUCUGAGUAUGGGAGCUGAUCGCUACUCCAACGUGAAUGGAGUUGCAGGGAGUGAUGCAGCUACGGCGUCGAGACCGGUCUUUCCCCGGCUUCCCGAUACGAUGGAAGCUCCCAGCUGGACCGUGUCGAAUUCCAUCGCGGAAUCAUUCGGCCUGUUUGAAGAAGGCCAAAACGACAUUUUUGACUUUUUGCCAAUGAUGCCUUCAAUACCAUGA